AUGCGAGAGCGGGACGCGCACCCCGUCGUGCGUGUUGUCGACCAGCACAUCCUCGUCUUCGACCCUGAGGAGCCCAGUGGCCCCCCCGGCAGCAUGCUGCCCACCCGUGGGCCCAGGCACCAGGGCAAGCACCUGAAGUUCGUCUUUGACCGGGGGUUGCUGCGGGAAGCUCUCCGGCGAGGAGCAGCCGUUAUGCCGCUUCCAUUAAUUAACGAUCGUUUCGACCAUCUAUCCUUUCUCCUCCCAGUGUUUGCCUAUGGCGCGACGGGAGCAGGAAAAACCUACACCAUGCUGGGCUCCGAGAAAAGCCCCGGCAUCAUGUACCUCACCAUGGUGGAGCUGUACAAGAGGAUUGAGGCCAGAAAGGAGGAGAAGCGCUGUGAGGUCCUAGUCUCCUACCAGGAGGUGUACAACGAACAGAUUCAUGACCUCCUGGAGCCCAAGGGCCCUCUGGCCAUCCGGGAGGAUCCUGAGAAAGGAGUCGUGGUUCAGGGUCUCUCCUUCCACCAGCCCGCCUCGGCAGAGCAGCUCCUGGAGAUGUUGGCCAAUGGCAACAAAAACCGGACGCAGCACCCCACUGAUGCCAACGCCACCUCCUCCCGCUCGCACGCUGUCUUCCAGAUCUACGUGAAGCAGCAGGACCGUGUCGGUGGCCUCGCUCGGGAUCUACAAGUGGCCAAGAUGAGCUUGGUUGACCUGGCAGGCUCGGAGCGAGCUUCAGUUGCCAACACCAAGGGAGAGCGUCUCCGGGAGGGUGCCAACAUCAACCGCUCGCUGUUGGCCCUCAUCAACGUCAUCAAUGCAUUGGCUGAUGCAAAGAGCAAGAAAACCCACAUCCCAUACCGGGACAGCAAGCUCACGCGCUUGCUGAAGGACUCCAUUGGUGGCAACUGCCACACCAUGAUGAUCGCUGCUGUGAGUCCCUCUGCGCUGGCCUAUGAGGACACCUACAACACGCUCAAGUACGCCAACCGGGCCAAGGAGAUCAAGCUGUCGCUGAAGAGCAAUGUGCUCAGCUUUGACUGCCACGUCAGUAACUGUGCCGUGAUCUGUGAGCAGCUGAAAGCGGAGGUGGCAGACCUGCGGGCGAAGCUUCGUGCCUAUGAGGAUGCUGCCCAGGAGGUGGAGAGCCAGGUGCCGGUGCCGCUGGCUCCUCUCAGCUCGAGCCCAGUGGGGCUGCCCAGGUUGGAGGAGGCUGUCCCAAAGACAUGCUUGGCCCUGGAUGAUCAGAGGGAGAGUGAUGAAGAGCAGCAGAAGCUGGAAGCUGGAUGGUCUGUUGAGCUGCAGCUGGAAUCGGAGGAGGCUCCGGAGGAAAUGCAUUCCAGCAGCCCCAGAGCAACCCACCAGACAGAUGGCCAGCUGGAACCGAAGAAGCCAAGCCACCUUCUACAGGGGUUGUCCAGCUGCCAGCGAGAGUCCCGAGCUAACGAGUGUCUGAGGCCCAGCAAAAAGUCUGUGGAUGCCAUUUGGUUCCUUGUAACCAACAGGCUUGUAGCUGCUGUCCUGAGCAUUGCCCGAAAACACUAUUCCAUCCUGAAGGCUGCCAACCUCCUAACUCCUGACAUGGUCUCUGAAUUUGAGGAACUGGAGCGCCUGGUCCAACAGGAGGCUGGUGUAAGCCUGGAGCAAGCCGCGUCUCCAAACAGACCCGCAGAGGUCAGCGAGGCUGCCCCAGCCCAGAGGAUGCAGCAGGGCUGUGACGCAGAGGCGUCCGUUGCCGUGCCCAGUGCCCCUGUGACGAGUGCCACCCUGCAAUGCUUGGAGCAGCUCGCUCCGCUCUCCACACCAAUGGCUCCCAGCCUGAUUAAGAAGAGGAGGAGGUCUGAGACAAACAGCGCUUCCCAAUUGGGAACUGCCCGCAGCCUCAAAAUGCAGGUGAAACGCCAGAGGAGAGGUGGGAAAGCAGCAGAGACUCCCAGGGUGACGCAGAACCCAGGCACCACCUGUCUCAAAGCAGCAGCCCAGGCAACCCCUGUCUCCUCGGUGCCAUCCUGUUGCACCCCCAAAAUCUGCCCGCUGACAGUCACCAAAAGCCGCGUGCCCCUGGCAAUGUCAGCUGCUCAAAACUGCUGCACCGUGCCUGACCUGCCCGUCCACGACCUGAAUGUGACUUUUGAGGUCUGCGAGUACAACGGUUCGCCCGGCGCAGCCGAGCCAGCUGCCUUCAGCCUGCCUGAGUUCCCUGUCUGGGAGAAUGUCCAGAGCCUCCUAAACGAGGAGGCCAGCCCCUUCGUGCCCAAAGCCCGCAUCCCGGUGUUUGCUGUGAAGGGUUCCUCCAUCCCCAAGCCCUCCUCUGUCCCCAGAGCACCUGCGCAGAAGCGGAGGCGAGUGGAGAGCACUGCUUCCCCUGCCCUGGGCGGGCUCCAGAGCUGCACCACCCACCUCCCAAGCAGCAAGCAGAGAUCUGCCCUGCGCUCCCGCAUCCCAG
This is a messenger RNA of Pelecanus crispus (Dalmatian pelican), 2428 nucleotides long. The record is from RefSeq and is a predicted model, not a curated record. NCBI's taxonomy places the organism in Eukaryota, Metazoa, Chordata, Aves, Pelecaniformes, Pelecanidae.